Molecule: messenger RNA, 977 nt
Organism: Amphiprion ocellaris (clown anemonefish)
Lineage: Eukaryota; Metazoa; Chordata; Actinopteri; Pomacentridae
Gene: cdca9
Product: cell division cycle associated 9
Exons: 10
Coding region: 54-794 (246 amino acids)
Biological process (GO): mitotic sister chromatid segregation
Cellular component (GO): chromosome passenger complex; spindle midzone; chromosome, centromeric region
Source: RefSeq, a predicted model, not a curated record
GUGGUUAGUAGCCGGACUCGUUUCCACUCCGCAGGUGAAGCUGAAGGUCCAAGAUGCCGCUGAGGAGCAGAAACGCCGCAUCUGGAGCCAACAAAGAGCAGCUGGGCAGAGACGUGCGGCGGAGCAGACUGGCGCUGUUCAUCCAGCAGUUCGAGAAAGAAGCUCAGCAGCGCACGAACGAGCUGGAGGCCAAAAUGGAGAACAUGCUCGCCACAGUGGACAAAGCGUUCAAAGUGGAGCUGAUGAAGAUGCCUCCUUCUCUGCAGAACACCCUCAUAGGGGAUUUAAUAAGCCAGGAUGAAACGUCAGCCAGUGACGUUUCAAUUGCCAUGAAGAAUGAAUCCCGUGAGAUGCCGCAGCCACUCAAGAGGAGACGAAGCAGAAGAUUAAAAUCAGCUGAUUCUCCACCCGUCCAGAGAUCCUCCAAAGCCUCCAAGGGAGGAAAGGGGACAAAAAGGACCAGAACAUUAGUUGGGAGUAACAGCGCCGGAAACCUCAUAGGAUCUGCAGUCGCUGGCAGCAGAACUCAAACCUGCGUGACGAAUCGCAAAACUGCUGAGCAGACCAAAGCAAGACUCAGGUCUGUCGUCUCCACUGGUGAUCUGCACUGUUCGAUGGCAGGAGCUUCCGCUCACAUCACUGUAACCACAGCACAGGGGCAGAUGUUCAGUUUUUCUGAAGAGACCAAGAAUGAAAUCAACUUGGACCUGCUGGAUGACGUGGCCUGGUGCCAGAUUCAGAAGCUUAUGAGUCUGAUGGAUUAUCUGUCUCAGCAAAGUCACUGUUCAAGAUGAGUUAAGAUUCCUGAACAUCCAGCUGGAUUCCACACGCCCUUUUACAUAGUGAAUAGCAGCUUUUAAUAACUUCUCUUUAAUUCUUAACACUGCAUCUAUGUGUUGGGUUAAGAACUACGUUUGUAUCUUGGUUUUUUUUUUUUUUUGAAAAAUAUAAUAAAGCUUAUUUGUGUAUCUGGUGGC